ACACAACGGCGUGCCUGCUUGCUUGCUUGGUGGGACUACACGUGUUGGCUUAAAAAUGGCUAAAAAGAAUCAAAUCAAAACGGAAAGUGUGGCGACUGCUGAGAAAUCAGAAGCCAUGGAAGUGACGAAGAAAAAAGGCAAGCAACAAAAGCGUACCGAGAAUGGCGACGCAGUAAUGAAAACGAAAGGCAACGGGGUGGCUGCGGCUAAACCGGAGAAGAAAAAGAAUGAAAAGCCAAACAAAAAGCGACCCGCUCAGUCGGCGGCGCAGCAGCAGGAUGAGGAUGAUGCGAUGGGAGAGGAAACGGUCGUACCGGCCAAGGUGUCGAAGAAAGCGGCCGGCAACGGGGACUUGAUCAUGGGCGGUACGACUAUUGACCAGGUCACCGGCAUCAACCUGCAGAAGAAGACAAAAAAGAGCCGCAAAGUGAAGCAGCGCGAAAAGCUUGGCACCAAGGGGGCGAAGGUGCCGGCCAAGUCGAAUGAGAAGCUACAGAAGGAAGCGCUCGAGUAUCUGGACACCUGGGGCAAGAACCGGCAGGAGUGGAAGUUUAGCAAGCUGAAGCAGAUCUACAUCCAGGAGCACGUGUUCGACGAUUCCUUCAUCGGCGAGGAGGCGUGGCCGAUCGCGGUGGAGUAUUUGAGCAAAACACAGGGCUUCGCCAGGGACCUGUUGACGGCUAAAGCGAAAGCCAUUAUCAAGAAAGGGGAUGUGAAUAUGAAGGUGCAGGAUAGCGCGAACUACAAGCGUGCCCGGGAACUGCUACAAUGUUUGGGAUGAAGGCGAGAGAGAAAAUUAUUAAAAUAAAACCAUAAAAAACGUCAUGCCCGUAGCGGCAUGUGGAUUACA
Anopheles coluzzii is the source of this 850-nucleotide messenger RNA. RefSeq lists its product as uncharacterized. The record is from RefSeq and is a predicted model, not a curated record. The transcript has 2 exons. Bases 56 to 781 code for a protein of 241 amino acids. NCBI's taxonomy places the organism in Eukaryota, Metazoa, Arthropoda, Insecta, Diptera, Culicidae.